Molecule: messenger RNA, 2055 nt
Organism: Pseudozyma hubeiensis SY62
Lineage: Eukaryota; Fungi; Basidiomycota; Ustilaginomycetes; Ustilaginales; Ustilaginaceae
Exons: 1
Coding region: 1-2055 (684 amino acids)
Biological process (GO): protein sumoylation
Cellular component (GO): cytoplasm; SUMO activating enzyme complex
Molecular function (GO): SUMO activating enzyme activity
Source: RefSeq, a predicted model, not a curated record
AUGGCGUCAAUAGCCUCAUCCUCCACACAGAACGGCACCGCUGCUCAACCCGCACGCUACGCUCUGGCCGAGGCCAUCCUAGGCAAGGAAGCGUUUCUUCAAACAAACACAGCCAAGAUCCUCGUCGUUGGCGCCGGAGGGAUCGGCUGCGAACUCCUCAAAAAUCUCGUGCUCACCGGCUUUGGCAACAUCGAGAUCAUCGACCUCGACACUAUCGACCUCUCCAACCUCAACCGUCAGUUUCUCUUUCAAAAGCAGCACAUCAAGAAGCCCAAGUCGAUCGUGGCGAAGCAGACUGCAUCCUCCUUCAACCCGCUUGUAAACAUCGUCGCCCAUCAUGCCAACAUCAAGGAGCCUCGUUUCGGUGUUUCAUACUUCCAGGGCUUCGACCUCGUCCUGAACGCGCUCGACAAUCUUGAUGCGAGACGAUGGGUCAACAAGAUGUGCGUUGCUUCUGGAGUUCCGCUCCUUGAAAGCGGUACCACAGGCUUCCGAGGGCAGGUGCAGCCGAUCAGGCCCGGUCUUACCGAAUGCUACGAUUGCCAGCCUAAAGAAACACCCAAGACUUUUCCCGUAUGCACGAUCCGCUCCACACCUUCAACACCGAUCCACUGCAUCGUGUGGGCCAAAAGCUGGCUCUUCACGCAGCUGUUCGGCGCUGAUGAUGAAACCGAGGAAGACGAACUCGACAAGGCGGUGGCGGAUGGUGAAGAUGCACAGGAGAUCGACAGCCUGCGUAAAGAGGCCCGCGAGAUGCGCGACAUUCGAGCCGCCUUGGUCGAGGCAGCCAAGCAAGGUGAUCAGCAGCGUGUUCGCAGUGUUGUAGAGAGAAUCUUCAACAAGGUGUACAAGAACGAUAUCGAGCGUCUGCUCGGCAUGGAAGAGAUGUGGACCCAUCGCCCCGUCAAGCCCGUUCCGCUCGUCUUUCAGGAUGCUGUCAACGGUGUCUCUGCGGCAGGAAGCGAGAAUGCGCAGCCAGAAGGCGCUCCCGCCAUCCAAGCUGAUGCGGGUCCUUCAGCCGACGCAGCAACAAAGUCUCAGCCUCCGCAAAACGCCUCUACGCUCAAGGACCAACGCACGCUCAGCUUGCAGGACAAUGUGGAACUCUUCCUCUCGAGCACAUCCGCACUUGCGGUUCGCGCGGCAGCGGACCUCUCCAAUCCGCUCUCGUUCGACAAGGACGACGACGACGCGCUCGAUUUCGUCACUUGCACUUCCAACUUGCGCUCGAUCGUCUACCACAUCGACCGCAAGACGCGCUUCCAGGUCAAGCAGAUGGCGGGCAACAUCAUCCCCGCCAUCGCCUCGACCAACGCCAUCAUCGCCGGCAUGCUCGUCCUCCAAGCCCUGCACAUUUUGAGCGGCAAGUGGGACAAGACGCGCUUCAUCACGCUGACGCGCGGAUCGGACCGAUACAUUUCCGGGUUUCCUCCUGCUCAGCCUAAUCCGAAAUGCGGUGUUUGUCAGGAUGUGUAUAUUCCGAUCGAGGUCAGCAGUUUGACGGAGGUGACGUUGGCAGAUGUUGUGGACAGAGUGGCGAAGGAGGCUUUGGGAAUGGACGAGGAGGAUUUGGUGGUGUACGACGGAGCGAGGAUCUUGGCUGAUCCCGAUUUCGAGGAUAACCUGGAGAAGAGUUUGACCGAGAUGGGUUUGCAGCAAGGUUCGAUCCUGACCAUUACGGAUGAGGAUCAGAGGUUGCAGGCGGUCAAUGUUGUCAUUUCCGUUGGCGGGACGGAGAGCGGGGAGAAGAUCAAGAUUGCAGCGAAGGAUGUCAAGAAGCCGCAGCCGAGGUAUGUCGAGUCAAAAGCGGAUGAGGACGAUAGCGACGACGACGAUAUCGUUGCAGAGGUGGCUGAGGCAGAUGUACCUGCCAAAGCGACUGCUGCAGCGUCAGUAGCCAGCAAGACAGUGGCGGGUACAAAGCGAUCUCGUCCCGACGAAGAAGGCUCUCCGGAUCAGACGACUCUACAAUCAAGCUCUGCCGUCACCCCGGACAAGAAGCAAAAGCUUCAGCAGGACGGAGCCAACGCCGAUUCCGCCAUUGUAUUCGACUAG